Messenger RNA from Gaeumannomyces tritici R3-111a-1, 903 nucleotides. RefSeq lists its product as hypothetical. NCBI's taxonomy places the organism in Eukaryota, Fungi, Ascomycota, Sordariomycetes, Magnaporthales, Magnaporthaceae. The transcript has 4 exons. The record is from RefSeq and is a predicted model, not a curated record. The coding region runs from base 1 to 903 and encodes 300 amino acids.
AUGAUCGACUGGUCCUUCUACCAGGGCACUAGCAACGGGGUUGAAGUCAGGCACAUAAGGGACAUCGCAUCCUUGAGCUACGGAGAGGAAUCGGAACCUGCAACCUACCUCCCUUUGACUACCUGCACAAAGCUGCUUAGCUGCUUGACCUUUUCACUCUGGCUGCCCUAUUCAUCGCCCGAAGCACCUCGACAGGGGCAAAACUAUUGCACUACGAAUGAAUCACUCAGUGUCUGGCUCGACGACAAGAAGCAUUCCAUCGAAGACCAUAUUUUCGAAUGCACUCUCAGAUUCAUCAAUGACAGAGUCAUCUGGGGGCCCGCCUCAUGCCACGACAACACGAUUUCUCUGGGAGAAGCCAUCUCUAUGGCGGAUAGCCGCUUCAAGAUGUCAUUUACCAAGAAGGGCAAGACAGUCGAAGGUCACACACGCUCUAUCAGCAAGGUUUGGGCUAUAUUGAAUGGAGGAAAAUACGAAUAUGUAGCUAAGGUACCUUUAAGAACACAUUCAUGCGCCUCGCAGGAGAGUGCCAGCACCCCAAGAAUCAGUGGAAACGUUCGCUGUAGAAGAAAGCUCACUGCCGGCCUGCAGAUGGCCCUGUCAAGGGACUACAUCGACGGGGAUGGCCCCUUUCGAGAAGUUCGCCGCCCGAUAGACUCGGGAGCUGCACUUCAUCUGGAAGCAGCCCCCGCGAGAUCCGAGGGAAGGAGAAGGAGAAGGACGCCGGUCCUGAGAAGAAUGCCCCCAACGCCCAACAAGGUGGGUGGACCGGCCGGUGCCGCCUCCAACAAGAUCAAGAUCCGAGGCUGCAAACUCGGGCAGCCGAGAGCCCGGCUUGUUAGUGGCGGCUCACACAAAGACACAAAGAAAAGGCGAAGGACAAGAACUGAUGACACGAGAUAG